Galeopterus variegatus (Sunda flying lemur) is the source of this 1750-nucleotide messenger RNA. It is a transcript of the gene MSRB3, whose product is annotated as methionine sulfoxide reductase B3. Gene Ontology annotation, biological process: protein repair; response to oxidative stress. The transcript is spliced from 5 exons. Lineage: Eukaryota; Metazoa; Chordata; Mammalia; Dermoptera; Cynocephalidae. Bases 248 to 655 code for a protein of 135 amino acids. The record is from RefSeq and is a predicted model, not a curated record. Gene Ontology annotation, molecular function: peptide-methionine (R)-S-oxide reductase activity. Gene Ontology annotation, cellular component: cytoplasm.
UUUCCCGUCAUGCCUCCCGCCGCCCCGUCCGUCGCCCCGAGCAGGGGAGGGAGGGAGGGAGAGGAGCUCGGACAGCGGCGGCGGCGGCGGCUCGCUGGCCUUUCCAUGAUUCCGCGGCAGACCCUCCCGCGCCCCCUCUCACUCUGCCUCUGCCUCUGCCUGGCCGCCGCCGCGGCGCGGGGAGCCACGCAGUCCGCUCUUGCCCCUGUUCUUUGACUUUCGUUUUGUUGGUGAAGAUAUCACAGUGAUGUCUGCCUUCAACCUGCUGCAUUUGGUGACAAAGAACCAGCCUGUAGCCCUGCGAGCUUGUGGGCUUCCCUCAGGGUCAUGUAGGGAUAAAAAGAACUGUAAGGUGGUCUUUUCCCAGCAGGAACUGAGGAAGCGGCUAACACCCCUGCAGUACCAUGUCACUCAGGAGAAAGGGACCGAAAGUGCCUUUGAAGGAGAAUACACACAUCACAAAGAUCCUGGAAUAUAUAAAUGUGUUGUUUGUGGAACUCCAUUGUUCAAAAACCAGGUGCUGGAGAAGCUGUGUAUUCUGAAGGAGAUGGGUAGAAGAGAAGCCAUUUACCCUACAGGAGCGUGGAAAGAGAAGCUGCAUGUGCUGCAGGAUCCGGAUGUGAGAGAUGGCAUGUGCGAUGGAGGGGUGUGCUGAGCAAGGAUACUGAAACCAGAAAGGAAAGACCUUUUCCGUCUGCAGUCUUUCUCCUGUGCUCUCUAUUGGCAAAGUUUAACAUCAUGCUAACUGACAAGGAAAAAAAAUAUAUUUAAAGGGCCUAGCUCCAUUUUAGCAGAGCAGGCAAGGAAAAUGGACUUAGAGGUGAGAGGCAACAAAUUAAUAACUGACACAAAGUCUAUUUUUUUUCAAAAUUCUUGUAGGGGUUUAUGAACAAAAGUUUGAAAAUUACUAGUGAAUUAGUUGGACUAUCAAGAACCCUCUAGAUAGUUGGUUUCAUUCUUUGAACACAGUGUAGGAAACAAUUGGUGGAUAUGGGGUUGUGUGUGGGUGUGUGUGUGGAAGUGUGUAGAGUUUGUUAGAAGGAAUUGAGGGAGGAAAAUUAGGCAGAAAAGACUAAAUAAAGGAACAGUAUGAGAAGUAAUGGUGGGAGGGAAACAGACAAGAAAGAAGAAAUAAGGAAAGAAGCUCUGAAUUUGAAAAUGUCUAGUCAUUAAUGGCAUGAAAAGGUUGUUUUCCCAACCUUCAUUUCUGUUGUCUUAUUCACACUUAUAGUAGUGUGUGUGCACAUGCAUACACAUAUGUUCAUAAUCCUCUUCAUUUAUUUGACUGACGUGUGUGUAUUGUAGUUGCUUACAAAAAAGUGUAUUCGAUUAUUCUCAUUUCAUUUUCAAAUUUGUGCUCUGCUCUAAAUACAUUCCCUCUCUGAACAAUACUCUGCUUUCUUUCUGCUUACCAAAUACAAGAACCUUAUUCACAGGCUUAUAAAGCAAAUGUGUAAUUUAUUCCAUGGUUCAUGUUUUCUUCACAUUCACAAAUUUUACCAAGCUAGUUUAUUUCUCAUAUAGUACUACUGACUUUCAGUUAGUAAAUUAACUGACAGAAGCAAGAAUGUUCUCUCCUCUGGUUAUUUGAACUUUUAAAAUUUCAUAAAGUAAAUUUAUUGCACAUCAGAUAAACCAAAGAAGGCAUUGGUAAAAUAAUUUAAUUCAGAAAGUAUUUUUGACCACUAUAUUUGCUUUGGCUGACACUUUGCUAGGUGUUGUGAAACAAAUAAAAUAAAUUUAUGUAAUA